This is a messenger RNA of Setaria italica (foxtail millet), 5278 nucleotides long. Its product is annotated as protein PHYLLO, chloroplastic. Gene Ontology annotation, molecular function: 2-succinyl-5-enolpyruvyl-6-hydroxy-3-cyclohexene-1-carboxylic-acid synthase activity; thiamine pyrophosphate binding. Lineage: Eukaryota; Viridiplantae; Streptophyta; Magnoliopsida; Poales; Poaceae. The transcript is spliced from 27 exons. Gene Ontology annotation, biological process: menaquinone biosynthetic process. Bases 34 to 5136 code for a protein of 1700 amino acids. The record is from RefSeq and is a predicted model, not a curated record.
UUUCGCCUCUUCCGCCUCCUGCCCACCGCCGGCAUGCUCGCCGUCUCGCCCCAUCCCCGCCUCCCUCUACUCCCCGGCGUCUGCCCCAUCCUCUCUUUUCCCUUCCAGUUCCCUUGCCGCCGCUACCGCUCCACCACCAGCCGCCUCCGCUGUGGUCUCCGCCCCCUCUGUCGCCUCCGCGCGGACGCCAUGGCCGGGCGGCGCGCGGGCAUCGUGAUCGACGUGGAUAAGGUGGCAGAGACCGGCGACCUAGACCUCCCUGUGGAUGUAUCGUUCACGAGGAGGCUGCCCCCUGCGCUCACUGUCGGUGACGGUCUCGACGCGCUGCGGCGGGCUGCAGCUGAGGUCAAGGCCAGCCCGCCUGCUGGCGCCAGGAGCGGCGUGAUCAGGUUCGAGGUACUUGUUCCACCCAGUACAAAGGCGCUUAAGUGGUGCUCUCAGUUUAGGGGAUCAUCAUUGUUUCCUCAGUUUUAUUUAUCGAGGAAGCUAACCUCUUGUCCAUCAUUUCAACUUGAAACCUGUGGCAUUGGGUCUGCAAUUUGCUUGCACGGUUCCUACCUAGGAAAACAUGGAUUUGAUUUAGUAUUGAGAUAUAUUUCUUCUGAUUCACACUUGAUAAGGGCUUAUGGAUUUGUAGGCAUGAAAUAUGACGAGGAAUUGUCGUCCAUAGAGGAGAAACUUGGCUCAUAUUACUUCUUCAUCCCUCAGGUUGAAUUGAGCGAGUUUGAUAGUUGUUCCAUACUAUCAUCAACCAUGGUUUGGGAUGACUCUGUUUCUCAUACAUUCAAGGAUGCUGUUUCUUUAUUUGAAUCUUGCUUUGAUCAGAUACAAAAUAGCUAUGAUUCUUCAGACAACAUUUGUCACAAAGGUCUGGUACCGAGUUACAUUUCUGGAGAUGCACAUUUGUCAGAGACUGGGAAUCCUCAGCUGGUGUAUUUGGAUGCAGAACUGCUCGCCACAAUAGAUGCCAAAGCUGAUGUGCUAAAGGAGAAGUUUCUGACUUCUGACCAGUCUUUUGUUAGAUUUUCACCACAGUUCUUCUUUUGUUCAAACAUGGACUUAUGCUUGCAACACAAGACAGAAUCUUUCAUCAAGGGCUCCUCUAACAUAAAUUUGGUAUGGGCAUCCCUUAUAGUUGAAGAAUGUGUUAGGCUUGGUUUCACGUACUUCUGUAUAGCUCCAGGUUCAAGAUCAUCCGCACUUGCACUUUCUGCUACAUGCCAUCCUUUGACAACAUGCAUAUCAUGUUACGAUGAGCGGUCACUUGGAUUUCAUGCUCUUGGCUAUGGGAGAGGUUCUCGAAAACCAGCAGUAGUAAUCACAUCAUCAGGAACCGCUGUAUCAAAUCUUCUUCCUUCAGUGGUCGAGGCAAGUGAAGAUUUCAUACCAAUUAUAUUACUCACAGCUGAUCGUCCUCCUGAGUUGCAUGAUGCUGGAGCUAACCAAGCCAUCAAUCAGGUCAAUCAUUUUGGUACCUUUGUAAGAUAUUUUUUUAAUCUCCCUCCACCUACUGACCAAAUUCAUGCAAGAAUGGUUCUCACUACACUUGAUUCAGCAGCCUACUAUGCAAUGCAAGCUCCACAAGGCCCAGUGCAUAUAAACUGUGGUUUUAGAGAACCACUAGAUUACACUAAUCGAGAUUGGAAUAUUGACUGUUUGAGAGGUUUGGAUAAGUGGUUUUUAAAUAGUGAACCAUAUACCAGAUACCUAAUAAUGAAAACAGUUUCUGCAUUCGGGAAUUAUUCUAGUUCAGUAAUGGAGAUUCUGGAGAUUGUAGAGAAGGCGGAUCAAGGGCUUCUAUUAGUUGGUGCUCUUCAUACAGAUGAUGACAUGUGGGCCGUGGCUUUACUAGCUAGGCACCUUUCCUGGCCAAUUGCUACUGAUAUUCUGUCUGGACUGCGAUUGCGGAAAGCAGUAAAUUUGGUCCCAGGGCUUGAUAAGAGCAUUUUAUUUAUAGACUACAUCGAUCAAAUUCUAUUGUCUGAUUCUGCUAAAAACUGGAUAAGCCCAGAUGUUGUUGUUCAGAUUGGCAGCCGUAUUACUAGCAAACGAGUGGGAAUGUUUCUCGAGACUUGCUUCCCAUCUUCCUACAUUUUGAUUGACAGGCAUCCAUGCCGUCAUGAUCCUUCACAUGUUGUCACCCACAGAAUACAAGCUAGUGUAGUGGAAUUUGCUGCUAGUUUGUGUCAUUGUAAUUUUCCAAGGAAGACAAGCAGAUGGACAGAUAUUUUGAUGGUUGUUAAUUCAGUGGUUUCUCAGGAGAUAAUGUUUCAGAUACAUUCAAAAUGCUCACUUACAGAACCAUAUGUUGCUCAAGUAAUUGGGGAGUCACUUUAUGGUGAUGCUAUCAUAUUUGUUGGGAACAGCAUGGUCAUCCGAGACUUAGACAUGUUUGGCAAGGGUUGGACUGAUUACACUACAAAUGGAAAUAGCAUGAUAAUGCAUCAUUUUCCAGACUUUGUUGGCACAACAGUGGCUGGGAACAGAGGAGCAAGUGGCAUUGAUGGUUUGCUCAGCACAGCAAUUGGAUUUGCGGUUGGAUCAAACAAGCAUGUAUUCUGUGUGGUUGGCGACAUGUCCUUUCUUCAUGACACAAAUGGAUUGGCACUUCUCAACCAAAGGGCACCGAGGAAACCUAUGACGAUAAUCGUUGUUAACAAUCAUGGUGGUGCAAUCUUCAGCUUUCUACCAAUUGCGGAAAAUACUUCACCACAAAUUUUGAAGAAAUUCUUCUACACAUCGCAUGACAUAUCAAUUUCCAACCUCUGUGCUGCACACAGGGUAAAGCAUUUUCUAGUUCAAACAAAAGCAGAGCUUCAUGAUGCCUUGGUGAAAUCCAAAGAGGAACAGAUUGAUUGUGUGGUAGAAGUAGACAAUAGCAUUGAUAGCAAUGCCAACUUUCAUAGAAUUAUGAAUAUGUUCUCUGCCUAUUCUACGACUCUGUAUCUGGAUUAUCUUCUGGGAGCUCCAUAUUUUAAGAGCGAGAUAAAUGACAUGCCUGUUGAUACAAUUCACGGAGCGGAAUACAUGCUGUACAGAAUCCAGCUUUCUGCACCACGUACUUCAGGGCUUUCUGAUGACAGAUUCUCUCAUGAAGGAAUUAUUCUGAAGCUUCAUGUGGAUGAUAACAUUGCAGGAUUUGGAGAGGUUGCACCAAUUGAAAUUCAUGAGGAGGAUCUGUUGGAUGUCGAAGAGCAACUUAGGUUUAUUUUCCACAUGAUGAAAGAUUGUGUGCUAGAUGUUAUUCCUUUGCUGAAAGGGUCUUUCUCCAAUUGGAUAUGGACAAGCCUUGGGAUUCCUCCUUCUUCAAUAUUCCCAAGCGUUAAAUGCGGAUUGGAGAUGGCCAUUCUCAAUUUACUUGCAUCACAACGGAAAUGUGGAUGGUCCAAAGUUCUUGCUGGUUCCGACCCCUUAGUACAAGAUCAGAACAGUUCUGCAAGCAUAGAGAUAUGUGCAUUAGUAGACUGCAAUGGUACUCCAAUGGAAGUAGCACUUGCUGUAGCCAAACUGGUCGCUGAAGGUUUUACCACAGUUAAACUGAAGGUUGGGCGUCGUGAAAGCCCCAUUGAGGAUGCAGCUGUCCUUCAUAAAAUAAGAGAAGUUGUAGGGUACCAAAUCAAUAUCCGUGUUGAUGCAAACCAGAAAUGGACAUAUGAACAGGCAGUUGAAUUUGGAUCAAGAGCAAAAGGCCUUCGUUUGGAAUACAUUGAGGAACCAGUGAGCUCUGUAAAUGAUCUCAUCAAGUUCUGUGACAAGAGUGGCUUGCCUGUUGCACUAGAUGAGACUAUUGACAACCUUAAGGGAGAUGUAAUCCCUAAGCUUCAUCAAUUUGUGCAUCCAGGAAUAGUUGCUCUUGUUAUUAAACCCAGUGUUGUUGGUGGUUUUGAGAAUGCAGCUCAUAUAGCAAAAUGGGCUCAGAUGCAUGAUAAGAUGGCUGUCAUCAGUAGUGCAUAUGAGAGUUCUGUAGGUUUGGCAUCCUAUAUACAGUUAUCACAUUAUGUUGACCAACAAAACUCCAUAGUCUCCAGAAUAAAGAACAAAGGUACAUGUGGGGUGGCCGCUCAUGGACUUGGAACAUAUAAAUGGUUAAGGGAAGAUGUAUCAGAGCAAAAGUUAAAUAUCCAUGCAACCCCACUUGGUGACGGGAUUCGAACUUCAGUAGAAGAUGCCCAUCGUUAUCUUCACCAUUUAAAUAUAAGCAGCAAUAAGAUAGAAAGGACAUAUAGUGAAGAAAAACUGAGGUCAUAUUCUAUCCAAGUUGACGUGGACGAUUGUUCUUAUAUAGUCAAACUUCAAGAGGCCGGUGAUCAUACAAAUGAAAAGGUUGUUCUUUUACUUCAUGGAUUUCUUGGUACGAGUGACGACUGGGUUCCCAUGAUGAAAGCUCUCUCCCCCAGUGCACGGGUCAUUGCUGUUGAUCUUCCUGGUCAUGGCGAGUCACAAAUGCUGCAGCAUCAUGUUGAAAAUUCAGAACAAUAUCUGGUUACAGUUCAAUCAGUUGCAGAUUUGUUGCUAAAGUUGGUAGGUCAAAUAACUGAUGGUGAGGUGGUUGUUGUUGGCUAUUCAAUGGGUGCAAGGAUUGCACUCCAUAUGGCACUAAAUCAAGUUCACCAGAUUCGUGGAGCUGUGAUCAUAUCAGGAAGUCCUGGAUUGAGAGAUGAAGAAAGUAGAAGACGUCGUAUUGCUGUUGAUGGAUCAAGAGCUAAGUUCCUGAUGUCCUGUGGACUCGAUUGCUUUCUGGAGACAUGGUACUCAGCAAAAAUGUGGACCAGUCUACGAGAGCAUCCAAAGUUCAAUUCUUUAGUGAGGACACGCAGUAAACACAAGAACAUCAAAGCUCUAGCUAAGGUUCUUGCAGACUCAAGUGUGGGGAGACAAAAGUCCCUGUGGGAAGACUUGAAACACUUGAAGAGGCCUCUACUCAUCGUUGCAGGUGAAAAGGACACGAAAUUUAAAGACAUCUCACAGAGAAUGUGCAGCGAGAUAACACAGCACGCUGAGUGUGGAUCUGGUGGUCGGGAUGGAAACGAGCUCUGUGACGUGAUCAUCAUCCCAGAUAGCGGCCACGCUGUGCAUGUUGAGAACCCUCUUCCUUUGGUAAGGGCCGUGAGGAAGUUCUUACAGAAGCUGCACUGAUAACAUCUGAGCUGCGCAGAUCAUGAGUCUUCAGGUUUGUUGGAGUUGUCCUCGGAUGCAGGGGGGAGCUCUUCGCUCUACAUUUCACUUUGCCUGGGUAAAUUGUCAAUUUUUCUUCCAGAAAAUGCCAGGGUUUUGUGUC